AUGGGCACUCGCCUCCUCACCACUGAGGGCAUCUUCAAUGAUGGCCCUUACACCAAGGGGAGGAAAGAGGCAGUAACUGCGGAGACGGCAGUGUGCGCAAGGCGGCAAAGCAUACCAGAGGAGCAGAGGGGGCUGACAGUGGUGGAGCUCAUCAAGAAGGAAGGCUGCACCCUUGGCCUGACGAUAUCUGGUGGGACUGAUAAAGAUGGCAAGCCUCGAGUGUCAAACCUACGGCCUGGAGGACUGGCUGCCAGGAGUGACCAGUUAAACAUCGGAGAUUACAUCAAGUCUGUCAAUGGGAUCAACCUGACCAAACUGCGGCACGAUGAGAUCAUCAGUCUACUGAAGAAUGUGGGAGAGCGAGUGGUCCUUGAGGUGGAGUACAAGCUUCCUCCGAUAGUUCCAGAAAACAAUUCAAGAAUUAUUCCAAAGACUGUCGAAAUCUCACUGUACAAAGAAGGCAACAGCUUUGGCUUUGUGAUGAGGGGUGGAGCCCAUGAAGACUGGAACAAGUCCCGUGCUCUGGUGGUGACCCAUGUGAGGCUUGGUGGACCAGCUGACAGGGAGGGGACGCUGAAGGUUGGGGACAGAUUACUGAGUGUGGAUGGGAUUCCGCUACACAAUGUCAGUCAUGGAGAGGCCAUGAACAUCCUGCGACAGUGUGGUCAGGAAGCUGUCUACCAGAUUGAGUACGACGUCAACAUCAUGGAUUCCGUGAUCAAUGCUUCUGGUCCUUUGCUUGUGGAGAUCACCAAAACUCCGGGCUGCCCACUGGGGAUAUCACUGUCCAGUGGAAUGCAUCAUAACAAGCACGUCAUCAUCCUCGACAAGAUCAAAGCAGCCAGCAUUGUGGACAGAUGUGGGGCCUUGCAUGUCGGCGACUCCAUCUUGUCGAUCGAUGGAGUGAGCACAGAGCACUGCACCCUGAUGGAAGCCACCCAGCUCCUGACCAACGCCUCCGAUCAUGUCAAGCUUGAAAUCCUCCCCGUGCACCAGAGCCGACUAUCCCUGAAGCCGAUGGAACAAGUUAAAGUUCAGAAGAGUGACCACCACCACUGCUGGGACCCCUGCGUCAACUACUGCCACACCUACCACCCAGGGCAUUGCAAGACACCUACAUGGAGCGCACCGACCUCUCUGUCCAACUCAGACUACUGCAAAUCACUGGUCCCAGUCAGCUCCUCUCCACCCUCGUCUGGCACUUCAGGCUUCAGCUCCCAGAACACGAGCACCCUGUCGCGGACAGCCCAUCCAAUGAGCCCGCGGGCAACCAUGAUGCGCAGAAGGGUGAAGAGGAAAGAAUACAAGAGCUCAUUGUCACUAGCCUCGAGCACUAUUGGCCUAGGAGGACAAAUCGUGCACACAGAGACCACGGAAAUAUUUCUAAAGGGCGAUCCACUGAACGGAUUUGGGUUGCAGCUUCAGGGAGGAAUCUUUGCCACCGAGCCCCUUUCUUCUCCGCCGCUCGUACGAUUUAUCGAGCCAGACAGUCCUGCGGAAAGGUGUGGGCUAGUGCAAGUGGGAGAUCGUGUGCUCUCCAUUAACGGCAUGGCAACCGAGGAUGGAACACUGGAGGAAGCUAACCAGUUACUGCGGGAUGCAGCACUUGCAAACAAAGUUUCACUGGAGAUAGAGUUCGACGUGGCAGAAUCAGUUAUUCCCAGCAGUGGAACGUUUCAUGUAAAACUCCCCAAGAAAAGAGGCGUAGAACUGGGCAUUACCAUCAGCUCAGCUGUAAGCCGGAAGCCUGGGGAGCCACUGAUCAUAUCCGAUAUUAAGAAGGGGAGUGUAGCACACCGAACUGGAACUCUGGAGCCUGGCGACAAACUUUUAGCUAUUGACAACAUACGGCUGGAGAACUGCUCGAUGGAGGAUGCUGUGCAGAUCCUGCAGCAGUGUGACGAGCUGGUCAAACUGAAGAUCCGAAAAGACGAGGACAACUCAGACGAGCAGGAGAGGACCGGUGCAAUAAUAUACAGUGUGGAGCUGAAGAGGUACGGAGGGCCACUGGGAAUCACCAUCUCUGGCACCGAGGAGCCUUUUGAUCCCAUUGUGAUCAGCGGGCUCACCAAGAAAGGUUUGGCAGAAAGGACCGGUGCCAUUCACGUAGGGGACAGGAUACUGGCCAUCAAUAGCGUGAGUCUGAAGGGAAAACCUCUGAGCGAGGCCAUCCACCUGCUGCAGAUGGCUGGCGAGACGGUAACCCUGAAAAUCAAGAAGCAAGCAGACCGUUAUUUUGCAAAGAAAACCUGUUCCAUGAGUGAGCUGAGUGACCCCGAGGAUGAUAUCCCGGAUUCUCAGAAGACAAGCAAACUUUCGAAAAUCUACUCCAACACCAUUCCAAGCAUGGACAGUGCCAUGGAGUCCUGGGAUUGCUCAGGAAUGGAAGGGGCGUUUGGAAGCCAAAGUUCCUACCAUCACCAGGUUGGAGGGGCUGUGCUACAAGCUCACGAGGAGCAGGGCACAGGCAAGAGGAGCAGCCUGCCAUUGCAAGGCAGCCGUCGGAAGAGCUACCCCUGUACAGAUAAUACCUUCAGCAAGGAUGAGUGGGACAAGGCAGCUGGAUACCUUAGCAAUCACAACGGACUCGAGCAAGAACAGGAAGACAAAUUUUGGUCUCAGGCCUUGGAAGAUUUAGAAACUUGCGGACAAUCAGAGCUGUUAAGAGAAAUUGAGGCUUCCAUAAUGUCUGGAACUGAGCUGACUUUGGGAAUUGACGGGCACCUGUCACAACCUGCAGACUACUCGGGCCUGGGGAAGCUGCAGGACCAGGCGGCUGCAGAGGGCCAGACAGAAUGCUCUGCAGCAUCCGCACUGGCAAUGGACAAGGUUUUGGAAUGGAAGAAGAUCAAGGAGGAGAUUAAAGAAAUAACGUCACCCAGUCCUGUGGAGCUGCACAAGAUUACAAUCCAUAAACAGUCCGAGAACGAAGAAUUUGGUUUCAGUAUUUCCGACGGCCUUCUGGAGAAAGGGGUUUAUGUCAACCUGAUACGGCCAAAUGGUCCGGCUGAUGGCAGUGGACUCCAACCCUAUGACCGGAUAUUACAGGUGAACCAGAUCCAGACUGGAGACUUCGACAGUUGUCUGAUGGCGCCGCUCAUCUCGGAGUCCGGUGGCCGUCUGGACCUGGUGGUCAGCCGCAGCCCUCUGGCCAUGACAGCGCGCAGCCGGUCCGAGGACUGCGAGGGCUCGCGCAAUGCCAGCCGCCCGCAACAGCGCAUGGAGAACAGGAAGAACACGCGGACACUGUGA
This is a messenger RNA of Hypanus sabinus (Atlantic stingray), 3252 nucleotides long. RefSeq names its product glutamate receptor interacting protein 2b (gene grip2b). The transcript is spliced from 24 exons. The record is from RefSeq and is a predicted model, not a curated record. Gene Ontology annotation, molecular function: protein binding. Lineage: Eukaryota; Metazoa; Chordata; Chondrichthyes; Myliobatiformes; Dasyatidae. The coding region runs from base 1 to 3252 and encodes 1083 amino acids. Gene Ontology annotation, biological process: neurotransmitter receptor transport, endosome to postsynaptic membrane.